Messenger RNA from Musca vetustissima, 2247 nucleotides. It is a transcript of the gene APC4, whose product is annotated as anaphase-promoting complex subunit 4. The transcript is spliced from 9 exons. The record is from RefSeq and is a predicted model, not a curated record. The coding region runs from base 1 to 2247 and encodes 748 amino acids. Gene Ontology annotation, molecular function: protein binding. NCBI's taxonomy places the organism in Eukaryota, Metazoa, Arthropoda, Insecta, Diptera, Muscidae. Gene Ontology annotation, biological process: anaphase-promoting complex-dependent catabolic process; positive regulation of mitotic metaphase/anaphase transition; protein K11-linked ubiquitination. Gene Ontology annotation, cellular component: anaphase-promoting complex; nuclear periphery.
AUGGCGCAGUCAAUGUCAAUGAAACAAAUUGGUGCCCGGCAUAUGAGCUGUGCCGUGGACAUAAUGGAAUGGAGUAAUAAAAUGGAUUUAAUAGCAUAUGGCACCGAAAAGGGAGAAGUGGUUAUUCAGAGAUUGAACUGGCAAAAGAUAGUUACCUUUCCGUCCCCAGGUGAGGACAUAAAAGUAAAGGGGCUCAGCUGGCAGCAUGAUGAGACAGUAGUUGCUGUAGGAUACAGCAAUGGCCAGGUUUCUUUGCUAGACGUAGAACGAGAAGAAUGCAUUUCAAAUCUAAAUUACGAUGAUGAAAUUAAAAAUGUUUAUUUCAGCAAGCCCAUCAACACACCUGACUUUCGUCAAUUGUAUCGAAAUAAAACAGAGAUCACUCACGAUUUUUUUCUCCCGUCCUUACCACAACUUAAUAGCUUGGGAGUUUCUUCAAAAGUACAAGAACACAAAUCUUUUGCUAAGGGAACUCCUAGCUUCUUGGUUGUACUUCUUAAAAGUGGAAAAGUUCACCUGCUACUUUUAGGGGCACUAAAGGCCGGUUGUAUAGAUCUAUCGAAACAUGUACUGUUCGCCGAAGAAUUGGAAGUGUAUGAUGUUCGCCUUAGUGGAGAUUUCGAUGCGAUGUAUGCCUUGGUGCGAUAUGGAAACCAGUUAAACGUAUUGCAUUUUCGUAAUCCAGUCUUUAGCGAAUAUAUGUCACCUAUGAUGAAGUUAGCACAGUACUGCGCUAACAUACUGGAAACAAAGAACUAUAUUAACAAUACACUUCAAUGCAUGUUGGAAGCGUGGGAGACUGUCCUAUUGGAAAUGGACAAUAAGCUUACAAAUUAUGCCAAUAAACAAAUAGAGGGAUUUCUGUCCGCUGAUUUUAUGGAGUUGCUAGUAUUUGGUUACGCUACCAAUGAAAUCGAAGAAUUUCUCACACAAGAUCUUACGGAGAAGGGAGUUAAAAAGCUUCAGAACUCCGUAGAACUUAGCUAUUCCACAAUACAAAGCUUGGUUUCUAAGCCUUUGCAAAUGGCUACAAUAAAUAUGUUUUAUUUUUUAAAUACCAUAAAAGGCUUAGCAAGGGUGCUACAUUACUUUGAACCCUUGUUAAUACAAACAUCUACUGAGACUGCUGUUCGCCAGUGCGGAGCAUUUCUAAUGAAAAUUAUGGAAACUCAACAAGUGAUUGAUCAAUCGGUUAAUGACAUGAAACUGUUCUUCUCAUGGCUCUGCGUGGUUAUAGUACGUCUACACCAACAGGACGUUACCGAAGACAUGGCCCAAUUGUCUAUGGAGGAUACAAUAUAUUUGGCCGAAUAUUUAAAUAGUUUUGAGGAUAGUGUUGUUGAGAACAGCGACGGUUCAGUAACUAAAAGAAAGUUUAAUUUAGAAAAGGUGGGACAGUACCUAGAGGAUAAACCCCUGCAACAAGUAUUGAAGACUGAUAUGCAUCACAUGUGGCAGAAACUGCUGGAUGAACAUGAAUGUCUACGUAAUUCCACGUUACUCUAUCCGCACGAAAAGAACCUAUCUCUGAUACAACAGAGGGAUAAACUGUUUGCUGCUAUCGAUUUGGUAUUUGAGAAACCGAAUGAGAGCAUUAGUGCGGGUUUUGAGCUUGAUGGAACCUUUGUGUGCCGACAGCUAACCAAAAGUCCAGAAGAUAAUUAUGAAUUUAUUAAAAUGUCGUACUUUGUGUGCGAAUCAAAAAAACUUGAUCUCGUAGCAGUUACCAUCGGCUGGCAAGAGUGUUUAAUUUUGGGAUUCGAUAGCAAAUUCACACAAAUGCAAAUGUUCCGCUUGCAAAGCCUUCCUGGUCCCUUUACAAAGGAAUUGUCGAGUGAUUUGGAGAGUUUGUCUUUUGCUGAUUUACAGUUUUACAAUGAUGGUGUAAUCUCCCUACUGCUCGUAAACAAAGGCGAGGAAAAAUCGCAAAGUUAUUUCGUGCAAUUUCCUCUCGAUCAAGCCAAAACUAAUAGCUCCCUGCAUACAUUGCCUCAAGAAUAUCUGAAUGUGAGUGACUUUUCAGCAGUACACAGUAUUUUUGAUAUAAUUGAUAGUAGCUGUUUUAAGGGAAUGGAUAGUCUAUGUUCGCACCUAUCCGUUUCUGGAUGUAGAAAGGUGGCUUCAUUACUAUCGGAUAAACGAAAGAAAAUGAUUAUAUUUGAGAUGGAAAUUGAAGAUGAUGACGACGAAAUAGAAAUGUCACAAAACUCAAUGCUGGACAUUAGUAAGGAGUCAGCCGUUUCAUAA